AUGAAGAUCGCGGUUAUGCAAUGCGCGUCUUCCAUGGCUGCCUGUUAUCUCAUCGCCAGCUUUCGAUUCAUCGUAUGCACCUUAGUUCUUGGCGUGUGUUACGCCCAAAGGAGGCCAAUCCAAGCCCAGGCUGAGCCACAGCAAUACGAAGACAGCCAAGACCAAUACCAGCAGCCAGCCAGACAAGCUCCUCAACAAGUAGCCCAGCAAUACCAACAAGAGCCCAGACAAAAAUUCGAAUCGACCACCUUCAUCCCAAUCAUCAGAUUCGAUAAGGAGCAAGGAAACGAUGGGAGCUACAAAGCCUCCUGGGAAACUGGUAACAACAUUCUCGCCCAAGAAGAAGGUUACGUCAAAAACUUGGGACCAAACCCGGAUUCCAAAGAACACGAAGACAUAAACGCUCAAGUCCAACAAGGUUCCUACAGCUACACCGCUCCAGACGGUCAGCUCAUCUCCGUAAACUACAUCGCUGAUGAAACCGGCUUCCACGCCACUGGUGACCAUUUGCCAACCCCACCACCAGUGAGCGCUGAGGUCCAAAAGGGAUUGGACUUGAUCUACGCUGGAAUCAAAGCCCAACAAGUAAGGAUCUAA
Messenger RNA from Brassicogethes aeneus, 597 nucleotides. The record is from the annotation of a GenBank genome assembly. NCBI's taxonomy places the organism in Eukaryota, Metazoa, Arthropoda, Insecta, Coleoptera, Nitidulidae.